AGGCAAUAAAUUGUAAAUGUUGUUAUUUUGACUAACAACAUUGAUGUCAGAUGACUGGAGAUCAUUUCUAAGAGCAGGAUGGGUAAUCAUUUCCCAGUGGAUUAUUAGUAAUCUCAUGACUGGGUGGAGCAGACUGGUGCUACCUGAGGCUGACAGUAGCUGAAUACCUGAUAUAAACCAACAAAACAAAAGACCAAAUGGUGCCGUGGAACACUACUGCCUCACAGGGUCAACUGGGAAAUCACAGUGACAAUGGACUGGCUGAUGUGGAGAAAAUCCUAGUCCCAAUUUUAGACACUCUCAUACUAGUACUGGGAGUGGGGGGCCACACUGUGGUGAUGGUGAUCUUGUGUGGGAGGCUUAGGCGAGGGACCGGACCGGUUGGACAGUCUGUGCGUAACUCCAGUGCAGGCACAGGGACGGACAUCCUCCUGGUGGCUCUGAGUGUCGCGGACCUGCUGCUGCUCUCCAUGCUUCCCUUCCACACCGUUGCCAUAGCCAUGCAGCGAUGGCCGUUCGGGGACUUCAUGUGUCGUCUGGUGGGCUUCUUGGGCUCGGCCUGCUCUUCAGCCAGUGUCUUCACCCUGGCUGUCCUGGCUGUGUCGCGCUAUUUGACUAUAGUGCAUCCUGCCAAAGCCUACAGCCUCCUCUCCUCACCCCGGGUGUCUGCUGCUGCUGCACUGCUCUGGGUGCCGGCCUGCUGCCUUGCUGUCCCACAGCUGGUCUUCCGCUCAGUCGGCACUCCAAAACUAGCUGCUGACGGACUUGCUUGUUUUUCCUUUCAGUCUCAUCGCGACCAGGUGAUUUAUGGAUUGGUUCACUUCGUCAUGGCCUUCCUGCUUCCCCUGAUUACUAUUGCGGUGGCCUACAGCAGCAUCUAUGUUUUUCUGUGGCGGAGUCAGAAUAAUGGAAGAGCCCCCCAGGUAGAGCGCUACCAGAGGAAGGUGACGCAGACUUCAGCCAUGUUGGUGCUGGCUUUUACUCUGUGCUGGCUGCCUUCCUAUGGACUGAUGCUGGCCCUGCUGGAGGAUAACCGCUCAGGAGCCACAGGCACCUCGCCCCGUUAUGGUGCUUUUACUGUCUUUGCACGCGUCAUGGCUACCUCGUCCACCGUGGUGAAUCCUAUCCUUUAUGUCCUAAUGUCUGAAAAAUUCAGACAAGACCUACUGCGGCUCUUCAAGAGGGCAGGGCAAAGAGACGGAGGGGCUGUGACUGUGACUGCUGCUGGAUCGUAACACUGUCAGGAUCUCAGUCAUGACUUGCAAAAACUCUGAUUUAUUCAUCAUUAUAUCAUAUCAUCAUUUUAUUUGUAUCGCAUCAUUUCCUCUGUAUCCUGAUAUUGUAUGUAUUGUAUCACCAGAUUCUUGUCAGUAUACCUGACCCUAAUAAAUCCUAAUACAUGAGCACUCACUUUGAAAAAAAUGGGUUUCUCAGAUUAUUACGUACUUCCUUCCACACUACUUUUUACCUGUUGCUCCGUGAAGUACUGUACUGUAAAAAC
Cynoglossus semilaevis (tongue sole) is the source of this 1501-nucleotide messenger RNA. RefSeq names its product delta-type opioid receptor-like. The coding region runs from base 198 to 1235 and encodes 345 amino acids. Gene Ontology annotation, cellular component: external side of plasma membrane; membrane. Gene Ontology annotation, molecular function: C-C chemokine receptor activity; C-C chemokine binding. The transcript has a single exon. Gene Ontology annotation, biological process: positive regulation of cytosolic calcium ion concentration; G protein-coupled receptor signaling pathway; cell chemotaxis. The record is from RefSeq and is a predicted model, not a curated record. Lineage: Eukaryota; Metazoa; Chordata; Actinopteri; Pleuronectiformes; Cynoglossidae.